Molecule: messenger RNA, 960 nt
Organism: Monodelphis domestica (gray short-tailed opossum)
Lineage: Eukaryota; Metazoa; Chordata; Mammalia; Didelphimorphia; Didelphidae
Product: mas-related G protein-coupled receptor member X4-like
Biological process (GO): G protein-coupled receptor signaling pathway
Cellular component (GO): plasma membrane
Molecular function (GO): G protein-coupled receptor activity
Source: RefSeq, a predicted model, not a curated record
AUGACAAACUAUACCACAUCGGCAAUGAUGGAAUUUUUUCCAUCCACAGUGCUGAUUUACAUUAAAGCUGAGGCACCUAGAGAAUUUGUCUUAAGCUACUGGAUGGAGAUCCUCUCCCUGGUCUUUGCCCUGGUCGGGCUGGUGGGGAACAGCAUCGUCCUGUGGCUGCUGGGCUUCCGCACCCAGAGGAGCCCCUUCUCGGUCUACAUCCUCAACCUGGCUGCAGCCGACGCCCUCUUGCUUGGUAACUACUUUGGGUAUUUCAUGUGUAAAAUUGUUGGAAAUUUAAAAAGUCUUGUCCUGAAGCUGCUGUGGCGCUGCAUCCUAAACCUGUCCUACUCUGUGGGCCUGAGCCUGCUGGCUGUGAUCAGCACCGAGCGCUGUCUCUCUGUGCUCUUCCCCAUCUGGUACAGACAUCACCGGCCCAAGCACACGUCUGCAUGUGUGUGUGCCAUUCUCUGGGCUCUGCAGGGCCUGUUCUGGGGAGUAUUUGUGGCUCUUCAUUUCCUUAUCAUGGACCACCUCUCUGAUCUCUACUUUGUUCUCUACUUGGUCCAGUUCGGCUGGUUCCUCCUCCUCACCUGUGUGCUGUGUGUGUCCAGCCUGACGCUGGUGCUGAGGGUCCAGUGCAGCUCCAAGUGCAGGCACCCACCCAGGUUCUACCUCCUGGUGCUGCUCACAGCCCUGGUGUUCCUGCUCUGCGGCCUGCCCUUAGGUAUUUUUUAUGUAGUUCGGUUUUUUAGUGGCUCCCGUUUAAUACCUUACAAGCUCUGCAGGCUCCUGGCCUGUGUGAACAGCAGCUCAAACCCUUUCAUUUACUUCUUCCUGGGCAGCCAAUGGUGUAAAAGAGGGAGGGAGCCACUCAGGGUGGUCCUGCAGAGGGCCCUGGGGGAGGAGCAGGUGUUAGGGGAUGGGACGAGGGACACUUCCCAACCUGACACUCUGGAUGAAUUAUCCUGA